This is a messenger RNA of Penicillium vulpinum, 363 nucleotides long. RefSeq lists its product as uncharacterized. Lineage: Eukaryota; Fungi; Ascomycota; Eurotiomycetes; Eurotiales; Aspergillaceae. The record is from RefSeq and is a predicted model, not a curated record. The transcript has a single exon. Bases 1 to 363 code for a protein of 120 amino acids.
AUGUGCCGAUACCCAAACCCCUUAACAAAAGUUACCGAGGCCGGCCCCAGAAGCAACCAGAAGGCCCACCCUAAACCACAUCAGUCCGGGGUAGGGACGGGGGUGGCCAAGAACAAUAUUUACAGGUUACUGGAACUGCAGUUGAUUGGGGCGACCGGCUUAUUGGGUCAACAAAAAGAAACUAAUAAUUUCGGGUAUGUUGGGCUCGUUGUUCCUGAUUUUGUAGAAGCGCAGACGUAUUUUGAAGCGCAGAGGGUGACGGUUCUUAAGAGGGAUGGUGAAACUGUGGAGGAUUUUAGCGGGUCUGUGCGUAAUUUGACGGGCAUUGUAGAGUUCGCUGGAUUUCAGAUUCAGCAGCAGUAG